CAGGAGGUGGCAGGAGUUUAGUUUCGACUGUCCUGUCAGGUGAAAAGCACACGGAGAGCUCCUGCUGAACGGAGGCGUCAUGGAGGAGACGGGCGGUGCGACUGCAUACGGGGUUUCUUUAGCAGGUGGAGGCUUCGACUUCAACAAGUUUAUCCGACAACCGCAAACUAUAGUGCGGAUACUGAGCUGGAUAUUUGCCCUGGUGGUGUUUGCCUGCAUCACAACAGAGGGAUACAUCAACUCUCCCCACAGUGCCGAGGUGAAAUGCAUAUUCAACAACAAUGACUCGGCAUGUCAUUACGCUAUUGGCAUCGGGGUGAUUGCCUUCCUGGCAUGCGUGGCCUUCCUGAUGUUGGACGUUUACGUGCCUUUUAUGAGCAACGCACAAGAAAGGAAGUAUGCUGUCAUGGCAGACCUGGGAUUCUCAGGGGUGUGGAGCUUCCUGUGGUUUGUGUGUUUCUGCUUGUUGGCCAGUCAGUGGACUAAAACCGUCGACGUCAGCGGUAUCCCAGAGGACGCUGCGCGUGCCACUGUGGCCUUCUCUUUCUUCUCAAUCGCAACCUGGGGAAUCCUGACCUACUUUGCACUGGGCCGUUUCCGCCGUGGGGUUAAUGACGUUCCCAUCCCAACCUACACGGAUCCGCCACCAGAUCACCACACCCCCUACCCUCCAACCUACGCCCCCACCUCCUACAACCCCACUACCUACACCCCAACCACUUACACAGCCUAUGCCAGCAGUGGGCCUGAUGUGCAGCCUCCCUACACCCCGAACCCCCAGCUGCAAGGAGACGCCGGCUACCAGCCGCCCAGCUACUGAGACAAAGGGACACAUGAGGUGACGAGGUGGUGUUCAGGUCAUCUGUUGGUGCACUGAUUGUAGUUGCACUGCACAGACCCAGAACUGUAUCAUAUUGAUGUGGUUUUUACAACACAUUUUUUUUCCAAGUGUUGUCCAAUUUGAGAGCCUAGGCAGUGCAACUGCAAGCCAGAGCUGAGGGACACUGCUGUUUACAUCAAAGCAUCUGUGGUCAGAUCUUAAGACGUCAGGCUGAUGGUUGAGAUUAGCGCUGAUGAUUAGAUAAUCUGACCAUAGACUUGUGUGCAAAGACGCAACUUUUUUUUUUUUUUUUUACCUCAAAUGGGUGGAUCCUUAAGGGGAGAGGUAGACAGAAUGUACCCUGAGGGUCAAAGGCCAUAUAAAGAAUACCAGUGACGUCUCUGAUGAGAGUGAAAGCAGCCAACACUCAGCGUGUUCCUCUUUAAUCUCUGUUGGAACCCGAGACUGUGCAUUUGUACAUAGAUUUCACAAUACAAACCUGCCAUUUCAAUGGUUGUAUGUGCCUGAUUUUCUUUCUAGUUUAGUUUAAAGGUGCUGUUUGUAAUCUGAAGAUAGUUGAUUAUGGAGUCUUCACCGCCAGGUCGUCAAAUACUGACACUUGGGGUUGGACCGAACCACCAACCCAAAGCAUCAGUCAGGGUUUUCCACACAUUUAUUUGUGGCUGCCUGCCAUGAUUAAACAUCUGACAGCACAAACAGAUAUCCUAUUUUUGGAGCUGGAGCGCUCAUUAGGAGAGCUGUUGGAAUAUUUAUUGUAUUGUUAUUCAUUACAUCACACACUCAGAGCACAAAGCGUACUCUGGGCACAGACGGAGCAGUAGAACGUCAAGCGCAUUGAAAGUGAAACUUAAGGUGCAUUCUGCUGCA
Molecule: messenger RNA, 1708 nt
Organism: Plectropomus leopardus (leopard coralgrouper)
Lineage: Eukaryota; Metazoa; Chordata; Actinopteri; Perciformes; Serranidae
Gene: syngr2b
Product: synaptogyrin 2b
Cellular component (GO): synaptic vesicle membrane; neuromuscular junction
Source: RefSeq, a predicted model, not a curated record